AUGCGCCCCUCGCACUAUCCGCGCGGCGGCGAGGACUGGUUCGCCGCCAUGUGCCGCGAGGUCGAGACGGUGCGCGGCCGCGCCGGGAUCUGCGACGUCUCCACCCUGGGCAAGAUCGACAUCCAGGGCCCCGACGCGGUCGCCCUGCUCAACCGGGUCUACAGCAACGGCUGGAAGACCCUGCCGGUGGGCAAGGCGCGCUACGGUCUGAUGCUGCGCGAGGACGGCUUCGUGUUCGACGACGGCACCACCAGCCGGCUGGGCGAGCAGCACUACCUGAUGACCACCACCACGGCCAACGCCGGGCCGGUGCUGGCGCACCUGGAGUUCUGCCUGCAGGCGCUCUGGCCGGAGCUGGACGUGCAGGUCGCCAGCGUCACCGACCAGUGGGCGCAGGUCGCGCUGGCCGGACCCCAGGCGCGGCGCGUGCUGGAGCGCGUGGUCGACGAUCUCGACCUCUCCAACGCGGCCUUCCCCUUCCUGGCCGUGGCCGAGACCACGGUGCUGGGCGGGGAGCUGGCCGACGCGCUGCUGCGCUACGGCGCCGAGGUCGGCCUGGUGCCCUACGGCGGCGAGGCGCUGUCGACCCUGCGCAUCGAGAAGGGCCACCCGGCCGGCGGCGAGCUGGACGGCCGCACCACCGCCCAGGAUCUGGGCAUGGGCAAGCUGCUGUCGGGCAAGAAGGACUACAUCGGCCGCGCGAUGAGCCGCCGCCCGGCGCUGGAGGCGGACGACCGGCCGGUGCUGGUGGGCAUUCGGCCGACCUCGGCCGAGACGCCGCUGCGGGCCGGGGCCCAUCUGCUGACGCCGGGCGACAGCCCCUCUGUCGAGGCGGACCAGGGCUGGAUCUCCUCGAGCUGCUACUCGCCGAUCCUCGGCUCCUACCUCGGUCUGGCCUUUCUCAAGCACGGCCGCGACCGUCUGGGCGAGGAGGUGACAGUCUACGACCCCCUGCGCGAGGGGCUGUUCCGCGCCCGGAUCUGCGCGCCGGUCUUCGUCGCCGCCCCCCAGGCCGGUUCCCAGGCCGGUUCCCAGGCCGGUCCCCAAUCCGCCCGCCGCCUCGGCCCGCUGGCCGGCAUCGCCCUGCCCGAGCGGCGGCCGGCGGAGGGCCAGGUCGGCAUCCACCUGACGGUGCCGCCCGCGCCUUCGCUCGUCAGCCUGGAGGCGGGGCGCGGUCAGGCGGCGGCGCUGGGUGCGCGCAUCGCCGCGCGCUUCGGCGCCAUGCCCGCCCCCGGGCAGAGCCGCGGCGAGAACCCGCGCGUGCUGCACACCGCGCCCGAUACGCUGCUGGUGCUGGCCGAGGGGCACGGCGAGGGCGCGCUGGCGGCCGAGCUGCGCGACCUGGUGGGGGACACGGCCGCGUUGCUCGAUCUCAGCCACGGCCGCAGCCUGAUCCGCCUGGGCGGGCCCGAGGCGCGGGCCCUGCUGGCCUGCGGCACGGCCGUCGACCUGGCGCCCGAGCGCUUCGCGCCCGGCGCCUGCGCGGCGACCCAGCUCGGCCCGAUCGCGGUGACCCUGCACCUGCGCUCGGCGGCGCCGGCGUUCGACCUGCUGGUUGCGCGCGGCUUCGCGGAAAGCCUGUGGGAUUGGGUGCUUGGCCGCGCCCGCCGCUUCGGCUACGAGGGCAUCGCCCGGCUUUUCGAGCGGGAGGCGAAGCGGCGCAUGACCCAGACUUGGCGGGUGGACAGCGAGACCGGACGGCUGCGCGAGGUGCUGCUCUGCCGGCCGGAUCACUAUGCCUGGCAGCCGACCAACGCGAUCGCGCGCGAGACCCUGGCCGCCGGCCCCGCCCGGCCGGAGCAGAGCGCGCUGGAGGCGCAGUACGACGGCCUGGUCCGGGCGCUGGAGGCCGCCGGCGUCGUCUGCCACUACACCGUGCCGGAGCCGCACCUGCCCUAUCAGGUCUAUACCCGCGACUCCUCCCAG
Molecule: messenger RNA, 1926 nt
Organism: Symbiodinium necroappetens
Lineage: Eukaryota; Dinophyceae; Suessiales; Symbiodiniaceae
Source: the annotation of a GenBank genome assembly